AUGAGCUCCUUCAAUUAUGUCGACACUCCCAACGACAAUCUGAUAUGCUGCAUCUGCAGAGCACCCUUCCUAGAACCGCUCAAAGCGAGAACGUGUUGCCACACAUUCUGCGAAGAAUGCAUUACCAGGGCGCUUUCCGUCUCAAGCCAGUGCCCUAUCGACCGCUGUCCUUUGACGGUCGACGAUCUAUCGCCGGCUGACCCUCUCAUCCGGAAUCUGGUAGACGAACUCGCUGUCAAUUGCCCUCAAAGACACCUUGGAUGUCCCCAUAUCACCCAACGGCAGCUGGUCGAGUCCCAUCUCAAGGACUCGUGCCAUUUCGUUGAAGUGCAAUGUGCGGAUGGAGCGUGUGACAGGAAAGUGACGAGGAAGAAUGCGAAGCAUCAUGCCCAUUCUUCCGCGGUGGAGAAAAAUCAGGAAAUAGGCGAAGACAGCAAGGUAGAAACUGACGAGUGCCCUUUCACGGCUGCGUGUUGCUGCUAUAACUCCUACGGGUGUACUUGGAGCGGGAGUCAUGAAGAUUUAGCAUCACACCUGCGCUCAUGCUCUUAUGAAGCAAUGAAAGGCUUUCUCGACGUCUUCUCGUCGAAGAUGACUUCAUUGUCGGGCGAGAACUCUAUCCUGCAGCGCAAGAUCGAAGCGUUAGAGGGCUCAGUGAACGUCUUGAGGAGAGAGAACGAGGAAGCAAAGAGGGCCUUGGGGCCGUGGUACAGGCUUCACGGACAAGAUGAGACCCUCUUUGCAUCGACGACUCGCUACACCGCCGAAAUGGUGCCGCCUCCUGCCGAACGACCCGCUGCCCAACCACAGCAGUCAAGGAGCCCUGGUGGUACAACCGGAGGCAACCCCGAAAAUUCCACAUCUCCGCUGUCGACCGCACGUUCUCCGCCAUCAUCCCACUUGUAUCCAUAUCAUGAUCAUAUGUACCCAUCCACCUCUCCAUACGCCCUGCCGUCUGGUCCGCUACCACCCGCAUCCUCAUCUUCGAUCUCUCCGCCGCAGGUCCCGGCCGUCGCGCCGCUCAACAUCAGUACCUCGCUGCACCGCUCACUACUGUCGCUGCGCGAGAGCAUCGUCACGCUGAGCAACGCCGUCGAUUCGCUCGCCCGGCGCCAAGACGUCGCGCUGGCGACAGAGGUGAUGCGUCUGAACGAGGAAGUCCGUGGUCUGCGGGUCGUGAUACACGGUUUGCGCAUGCAGAUGCACUCUAUCAUGAUGGACAGGAACGCACAGGUCGUUGCAACGUCGUCUACCUCUCGUACGCCUGUGCCAGAUCCCACACUCCAGCCUGCGCCCGCACACGUUGCCGGCGUCACCGGGUCGUUCGUCCCGACGUGGUUGACCGGUAUGAUGCCGCCGCUGACGUUCGCUGGCCCGCGCUAUCCUCCAUACCCGUACCAGCAGACACAGAACCAGUCUGUGUCCGGGCCGAAGCUCUGAUUCCGCUCCGUAUGCCGGGACAAUCAGGAGACAGGAGAAUAGACUGAGUUGCCGCUGUGCCCAGCGCUGUUAGACGUGGCGUCAGGACAUGUACCGCGCGGCAUGCUGUUUUGUAAUAUGUGAUUACAAGUGUCUGAGGUAUCACACAAUGGAUGGCUACAGUCUCGGUCCGCAAAGCCUGUUUGGCAGUCAACUCAGGUCCCGCGCGCCAGUUCGCGCAAGGUCUGUAGGGUGGGCUCUAGAUCG
Molecule: messenger RNA, 1686 nt
Organism: Phanerochaete carnosa HHB-10118-sp
Lineage: Eukaryota; Fungi; Basidiomycota; Agaricomycetes; Polyporales; Phanerochaetaceae
Exons: 7
Coding region: 1-1440 (479 amino acids)
Molecular function (GO): zinc ion binding
Source: RefSeq, a predicted model, not a curated record